AUGGCGACAUGCGUGUCACAACACGACACAUCUGGAUGCAAUACUCGCCGAUCCAACACGCUCCCGGGUCGACUCAUCGAGAUCGAUGCUACCAGUGGAAGAGCACGCCUCGUCAACGUAGCAUCGUUGCACAGCCUCCCGGAGUUUGUAGCUCUGAGCUACUGUUGGGGAUUGACCGGGAACCUCCAAACACUCAAAGCCACAUUAUCCCGGAUGAAGGAGAGCAUUCCUACCGACGCGUUGCCUCUUACCAUCAAACAGACCUUUGAGAUUGUGGAAGCUCUUGGCUUCCGCUAUCUCUGGGUCGAUGCGUUGUGCAUUGUCCAAGACGACGAUGUAGACUGGCGACGCGAGGCCAGAAAGAUGGGCGCCAUUUACUCCAAUGCCAGUCUCGUCAUUGCUGCAAUGGCAUCGCGAAGUACUCAAGAAGGUCUUCAUACCAAAGCACACGACUCGUCACCGUCGGACGACAUGUUUCACACCGUGAUGCGGGCAUGCAGAACGAUGCCCCGCAAGCAGUGGGAGGAAUUCAUCCAAAAGGAGCUGCCACUGUUAUGCCGGGGAUGGGGUUUUCAAGAACGUCUGCUCGCCCGCCGCAUCGUCCACUUUACUCCCGCCGAGUUAGUGUGGGAAUGUAAGGGGAAUAUCUCCUGCCAAUGUGGGAAAAUGACAAAUUUCAUGGGUUCUGGCAGGACGAUGAAUAACAUGAACGCGGCGUUUUGGCUCACUGUUGACCAUCCAUCUCAGGAGCGCGUCCGGCCCAUGUGGCGAGAAUGCGUCAAAACCUUUUCUCGACGUUCGCUCACUGUGCCAAGCGAUAGAGCAUUCGCUAUCACGGGUGUCGCCGAGCUCCUUCGUGGAUCAAGCUGCGCUGACUUGUACAUAUCUGGGCUUUGGAAGGAUGCCUUGCCGUAUGACCUCCUCUGGCGCUGCGACCAAUCAACUACGCUUUGUGCGCGGAAGUAUAGGAAGCCGUCGUGGUCGUGGGUUUCGGUUGAU
Molecule: messenger RNA, 999 nt
Organism: Ilyonectria robusta
Lineage: Eukaryota; Fungi; Ascomycota; Sordariomycetes; Hypocreales; Nectriaceae
Product: heterokaryon incompatibility protein-domain-containing protein
Exons: 1
Source: RefSeq, a predicted model, not a curated record